AUGAAGAAAUAUACCAUACCAUUUCAUACGUGCUGCUCUCCCAGCCAAUUUGGUGAAGUAGCAAAAUAUGUUAAGAAAGAUGAGAAAUUGCAAAAAAGGGUUGAGAAGCUAGGAUUCCAUAGGCUUCUUGAUGUGUCUUGUAAAAAAAUUCAAAGAGAUAUUUGUGGAGAGUUGAUGCGUGCCUUUAACCCCCAAACUCGUGAAAUAUGUAUAAAGGGGAAAAUUAAGCAAAUGAAAGCCAAGGAUGUGAAUGACUUGAUGGGCUUAAGUAGUGAGGGCUCAAGAGAGAAAGAAGGUGAAAAAUCACAAGAGGAAGAAGAUAAUGAUAAAAGGAUAGAUUCUGAGGGAAAGAAUGAAGAUGAAAAAAUAAAAGAGGAAGGACCUGUUAAUGAGGGGACAGCUUCAGAGGAAAAAAAUGAAGAUGAAAAAUUUGAAGAGGAAGAAUAUAACAAAGAAGGAGUUGAACAAAAAGGUUCUGAGGAGGGAAGUGGAGAUGAACAAUCAAAAGAGGAAGAGAAUGAAGAAGAAAAAUUAGAAGGGGAAGAAGGUAAAGAAAAAGAUGAUAAACAACAAGGUUCUCCUAAAGAAAAGGGCGAUAAUGACAAUUCAAAAAAGGAAGAGGACAAGGAAGCAGGUGUAGGAGGGAAAGAUUCUGUCGAGGAUGAGGAAGGGAAAAGAGAAGAACAAUCAAGUAAACAUUCUACAAGAUCAAAAAGAGAUAAAAGACCUGCUGUGAAAUCUCCAUGGGUUAGAACUAAUGUUAGAAAGAAGAGAAAAGUAGAUGAGAAGGAGCAAUUAUUUCAAAUAUACACAACAUCAUGUGAGGAAGAUGAGGGAGACAAACAGCAGGAAGAGGAAGAAGAAGAGAAUGUUGAGAAGAAGGGCAAGGGAAAGGAAAAGAAGAAGAAGAAGAAGAAAGGACAACUAGAUCCUAAAGAAAUGAUGGAUGACCUCUAUAAGAAGAAGGUAGAACUUUUGUGGUGGCUACUAAGUCAUCGUAAUAAUGUGAAGGAGCCCGAAGCCAUGUCGUUGUUAGAAGGAUCCCAAGCGAUGAGGAAAAGGAAAUAG
Prosopis cineraria is the source of this 1068-nucleotide messenger RNA. RefSeq lists its product as uncharacterized. The record is from RefSeq and is a predicted model, not a curated record. Bases 1 to 1068 code for a protein of 355 amino acids. NCBI's taxonomy places the organism in Eukaryota, Viridiplantae, Streptophyta, Magnoliopsida, Fabales, Fabaceae. The transcript is spliced from 4 exons.